Molecule: messenger RNA, 1446 nt
Organism: Cyphomyrmex costatus
Lineage: Eukaryota; Metazoa; Arthropoda; Insecta; Hymenoptera; Formicidae
Product: SOSS complex subunit B homolog
Exons: 2
Coding region: 383-1297 (304 amino acids)
Biological process (GO): mitotic G2/M transition checkpoint; double-strand break repair via homologous recombination; response to ionizing radiation
Cellular component (GO): SOSS complex
Molecular function (GO): DNA binding
Source: RefSeq, a predicted model, not a curated record
CGUCGAACUCUUAUCGAACAGCUCGAACACUUUAAACGUGUAGAUUCGAACCGAGGAAACUCUCCUAUCUUGGGGCAGCACGAGCGGGCCGUAGAAAAAUCGAGAAGGAGAAAGUCUUUGAAGGGCUCGGUUCGCAGGCGGUAGAGGGGUUGUGGAGGGGUUAAACUGUAAACGCCUUUAGACGUAUAUACGGUGUCGUCCAGUCAUCGUCGGUGUUGUUUCGUGUCGCAAGAGAGCACGUCAAAUCACGUCGCAAGACGCGAACGGUGCGCUUCCUGUAAGAACGUUACUUCGUUAUUUUCGACCCGCCCUAUACGUGCUUGUGUGUCGUGCGCGCGCGCGUGGUGUGUGUGUGUGUGUGUGUGGCGAGUGCGUCGCGUGUAUGUAUGUAUGUGUGUGUGCGUGUAUGUGUGUGUGUGUGUAUAUAUAUAUUUCUGUGCGCGAUUCGUGGAGGGCUACGAUGGAAUACGUGCAGAUAAAGGAUAUCCGUGCGGGGCAGAAGAACAUCAACGUAGUGUUUAUCGUUUUGGAGGUUAGCCACCCUACCAUAACCAAAGAGAACCGCGAAGUUCGAACGUUCAAAGUGGCCGAUAGCACCGCCUGCAUGAACGUCUCCAUCUGGGACGAACCUGGGCAGCUCCUGAUGCCGGGUGACAUUGUACGGCUGACCAAGGGUUACGCGUCCAUCUGGAGGCAAUGCCUGACCCUUUAUUCGGGUAAGAAUGGUGACAUCCAGAAGAUUGGCGAAUUUUGUAUGGUGAUCAACGAGCAAGUGAACAUGAGUGAGCCGAAUCCGAUGCUGGUGCAACAGCUUGUUAACCGGGAUCAGAGUGGCUCGGGCCCGCCCAGCAGCAACGUCAACAACAGCAUCACCAACAACGGCAAUGCCAACAGUAUCUCGGGUCAACCAGGACGGCAGCCUUUGGUACAUAACUCAUUAAGAACCGUGACGAUUCCGUCGGCGAGUCAGCGCGGCACUGCGCGGCACGAAUUUUUGCAAGUCAAAGUAACACAACAACUCCUGGUAGCGGAUCCGCGGCAAGUUCGACGACCGCAAAGAGCGGAAACGGCGGUAGUGGAAGCAGCGGCAACGGCGGCAACACCACCAGCAGCGGUGGAAGCAGCGGCGGCAGCAGCGGCGGCGGUUCAGGACUAUCCGGUACCUCGGUGCGAUACUCCUCGUCGGACUCGACGACGAAGUCGGCGCCGACGACCAAGAGCAACUCGCGCGGACGCGGCAGCUACAGGAACGGCGGUCGUAGCGACCGGAGAUAACACACGAGAAGGAAGCGGGUGAUCAUAUGCGUGUAAACGAGGGAACGAACGAAUAAAGCGCGCGACAGAUCUGUUUGACUUGUUAUACACAGUUUUUCUGUUUUUUUUUUUUUUAAUUUUAGGUUUUGAUGCGCGUUUUUUAAAUCAGGAAGUUACUUACAUGUUAGUAGC